This is a messenger RNA of Cladophialophora yegresii CBS 114405, 2004 nucleotides long. RefSeq names its product AGC/NDR protein kinase. The record is from RefSeq and is a predicted model, not a curated record. Gene Ontology annotation, molecular function: protein serine/threonine kinase activity; ATP binding. The transcript has a single exon. Lineage: Eukaryota; Fungi; Ascomycota; Eurotiomycetes; Chaetothyriales; Herpotrichiellaceae. The coding region runs from base 1 to 2004 and encodes 667 amino acids. Gene Ontology annotation, biological process: intracellular signal transduction; peptidyl-serine phosphorylation.
AUGACGUUUCCUCCGGCCUGGAAUCGAAAGCGACGGCCCUCUGACCUUUCUCAGCCUCCUGCCACCUGCGCUCGCUCGUUCAACGCACGAAUCUCCAAGAAAUCAAAGCUAAAUCAUGUCUUUGACGGCCCGGGCUCACCCUCGGUGGACUCCACAGGCACUGGACAAUCGAAGGUUAGCGUGAAAGAACAGCUCAAGAAGAGGGUCAAGGCGAUGUUGAGCAUGGGUGAAAGAAGCAGUCUUCAACACAACACUGAUGCUAUGUACUCUUUGACACAAGCCACACACUCUGCGUACAUGCUUGCCAAUGGCUCCAACACCACGACAGUGCACAAACCAUUGAAGAUCCGCGUGACGGCCAUGCCUCAUGUUGAUGGAGGAGAUCAAGACGCCACGUCAGUCUCGGAUCUCAGCAAAAGUGCCCCUGUGACUCCGGGUGGUCACAACAGACUUAAAGAAGACGAGUACAACUUCUCUAGCUCCAUGGAUGCUAGCAAGCGGAGCCAUUCUGCUCCUGGGCUGCAGCGUCGUGUCAGUCAAAGAUUCCGAGAAGCGUUUGGCAAAGGUAACUGCACUGUCGUCAAGAGAGCCAACAUGCGCUCUAGGCGUAGCGUACAAACACUGGCGAUUGAGUCUGCAGCAGCAACAUCGUCGCAGCUUUCGCCGACGUCAUCUAUCAUCAAUAGUGUCAACAGCUACUGGGAAACCCAUACCAACACGUCGACUCCACUAACUUCUAAUCCAUCAACGCCACAGUCCGUUGUUCAUCGUGCUAGCGUGGACUCAUUCGACGCUGAGAGACAUCCGAUCGUGACAGAAAGUCGAUUGUUGACUCCAAUCCCAGAGACCACCAGUCUCUCCAUCCUCUCUAUCAAAACAGUCGAAGCCACUGCGACGGCGAAGAUGUACCUGGAGCUGCACUUCAAUUCUUUGUUGAACCGCACACCUACCAGGGAUCUUCGCCAUCGAGACCUAGAAAAGAUGAUCAAGGAACGUCACUUGCCUCUCGAGAGUCAAAGCCGAGCUCGGAAGACUUGGGAGAAGGCCGAAAGUGACAAUCUACGUCAGGUCCGCGCCCUCAAGACCACAACGAACCAAGCCAAAGCAAGCAGAGGCAUCAGUCCCGGUGGCUUCACCACCAUCAGUGUCCUCGGCAAAGGGAGCUUCGGGAUUGUCCGACUUGUUAAAGGUCCGGGUAGCAAAGAUGAGGGCGGAGCUACUGAGGGCAAGUUGAUAGGAAAGUUGCCUGCCAAUAAGCCUUCGCGAUCAAAUCUGAAGUCGUCGUUUUUGAGCAGGCGACGAAGUUCUGCCCAGCCAAAGAUGGAAGUGUGCGCAAUGAAAGUCAUACGCAAGUCCGACAUGAUCCGGAACAGCCAAGAGGGACACCUCCGGGCGGAGCGUGAUUUCCUCGUCGCAGCAGAGGGGUCCAGAUGGAUCGUCCCAUUGAUUGCUGCCUUCCAGGAUUGGAGACACUUGUAUCUGGUCAUGGAAUACUGCAUCGGAGGUGAUUUCCUAGGAUUGCUCAUCCGAAAGAAUGUUCUCAGUGAAGAUACAACCAAGUGGUAUGUCGCCGAGAUGAUUCUUUGCGUCGAGGAAGCCCAUCGUAUGAAAUGGAUUCACCGCGAUGUCAAGCCGGACAAUUUUCUGAUAGCCUGGGAUGGGCAUCUGAAAAUCUCCGACUUCGGUCUCGCGUUCGAUGGGGAAUGGUCGCACGAUCAACGAUUUUAUCAUCAGACCCGUCAAUCACUGUUGGAAGAGUUGGGCGUCAACGUCGAUGGCGACGAGCAGGACAAGCAAGAGAAGCAAGCACAAUCACACCAUACCGGCAAGAGACGUGGUAAGGAGGAUUCCAUGUCUAACGGGAAUCCUGCAAUUGGCGAGCCCAUUUUGGAUUUCCGCAACCGGUCUCAACGUCGCAAAAUGGCCCGAUCCGUCGUUGGCACUUCGCAAUACAUGGCCCCUGAAGUUAUUCGUGGCGAAAUGUACGAUGGCCGGUGCGACUAG